Epinephelus moara (kelp grouper) is the source of this 9083-nucleotide messenger RNA. RefSeq names its product centrosomal protein 290 (gene cep290). Bases 672 to 8741 code for a protein of 2689 amino acids. Gene Ontology annotation, biological process: camera-type eye development; kidney development. Lineage: Eukaryota; Metazoa; Chordata; Actinopteri; Perciformes; Serranidae. The transcript is spliced from 52 exons. The record is from RefSeq and is a predicted model, not a curated record.
ACCGCGCAAGUUGAAUGUUAGCAGAGCGGCACUCGGCGCUAAUGUGACCAAUUUAAAGUUAUUAACGCGACUUUUAAGUACUUAGCAGUCAGGUUUUAUCCGUCACGUCUCUACAGUUUGGUAAAGUUCCCUUCAAGGCUCCUCUCUCGCCUUUACUAGCUGUAUUUCCUUGUGAACUUUGCGUUAGCUUCAUUAGCUAACUGAGUAACCGCUGGUGUUGUCAGUGGUAACCUAGCAGCCUGAGCAUCACAUCAUGGAAACUUCAGGCUGGCUGUUUACUGUCAUUUUAACUCACCUGCUGUCUGUAUUCUCCAUCUGCCAUGGUCAGCUGAUCUUAGUGAGCGAUGUUGAAUAAAAACAGGCAUUUGGUUUAGUUUAACUCAUAAUCUCAGCGUGUAGUUAGCUAAUUCAUGAAAACAGGUGCUUGGUCUCCGAGUUUCUUGCAGCAGUUUGUGGAGUAACGGCUACUUAACGUUAACGUUACCUUAACGUCAUCACAAAUCAAAAGUGAUUUCAGUGAAGCGUUUUUGCGGUAAAAGGAGGCUAAUUUUAGGAGCACAGCGAUGUUUAGCUUUCUAACCACAGUGAGCUAGCUAACCAGCUAACAUUAGCACAGUUAUCACAGUCUGUUGGUUUCCUGGUUAAAUCUUUACCAACACACUGAGACCAAGAUGCCUGCUGCUCUGGACUGGGACAAAGUGACCAGGAUCGACCCAGCGAGUCUCCUUGAAUAUGAAAAAGACCAAGUGGACGAGGUCUUCAGCAUGUUCGUUUUGACAGAAGAAUGGGAUGUGAAGGAUAGAGCUCCAGAGAACAUCAUUAAAGUCCUCAGAGUGUUUCAGACCCUGCUGAAGAUUAAGGAUCGCGAGGUUUCUAUUGCCGACGAAUUUGUCGAAGCAAUUGGUGUGAAGUAUGCUAAAACUGAAAAGGAGCUCCUCGCCAAGUUGUCGAGGCUGGAACAAGAGCACAAGCACUCCGGCACAGGGCCAGACAGCCGCUUUCUGAGAGAUGAGGUUCAGCAGCUCGAGACCCAGCUGGAGCUGAAGGAGAGAGAGUUGACCCAGUUACAGAAAGAAAUGGGCAAAGAAAAGAAAACCAGCGAGGAGUUGAUUGUGCGAGCAGAGGAGGCCGAGGAUGAGGUCAAGAAGCUGAAAAGAGAGAACGAGCAGCUCCAGCAGGAUGUGGAUUUCUACCGCGGAGAGCUGGACCAGAAAGAGCCGGCCCCAUCCAAAGAUGAGAACGCUGAGAUCCAGAAGAAGCUCACCCUGACUAACAGACAGCUCUACCAAUACAUGGAAGACGUUCAGCGAGCGGAGGAUGAAAUCGUCCACCUGAAGACGCAGAACGAGCAGAUGCAGAAAAGUCUGGAGGAGUCAGUGAGGGAGAUGGAGAAGAUGACGGAUGAGUACAACAAGAUGAAGAUCAUCGUCCAGCAGACGGACUCCAUCAUGGAUCAGCUGAGGAAAGAGAGGGAUCACGCCAAGCUGCAGGUCAGAGAGUUAACAGAUAAGAUUCAUAGCAUGACUGCAGAGGACGACCCGAUAAUGGCGGCAGUCAACUCCAAAGUGGAGGAGUGGAAGAGAGUGCUCUCUGGGAAGGACGAAGACAUUUUGGUGUACCAGCAGAUGAUCCGGGAUCUGAGGGAAAAGCUGCGCUCGGCCCAGCUGGACUUGGACAAAAGCAAUAUUCUUGCCUUGCAGCAGGCCGUCCAAGAGAGAGACAAUCAAAUCAAGAUCCUGAGUGAGCAGGUGGAGCACUACACAGGUGACAUGGAGAAGCACACCCAGCUCAUCGAGGAGCUGAAGACGUCCACAAAGAAAGACAGAGGCCUGCCGUCAUCUGUCCAGCAGAGGAAGAUGGAGGAGCUGAAGUCCAAGCUGGAGGCUGCAGAGAUGCGAGUGUCGGAAGCAGCGCAGGCGGUAAAACUGGCAGAAGCUCACGCUGAAGAAAAAGACAAAGCACUCAUUGAGGCUUCAAACCGCUUGAGCCAGUAUGAGUCUGGCACUUACGGCCUUGAAGCAGCCAUUGUGGAGAUCAAAGAGUGUAAAAAUCAAAUUAGAGUGAGAGACCUUGAGGCAGAGGCCAUGACCAAAGAGAUCAACCAGCUCGAGAUGAGAAUCAAUGACCUCAUGGACGAAAACGAAGAUUUCAGUGAAAAACUGGGUCUGGAACCAAAGCAGGAAGUGGAUCUGACAGAGUUCAGGCGAGCCAAAGAGCUCAGACAGCGCCAGUACAAAGCAGAAAACCAAGUCCUCACCAAAGAGAUCGAACGGCUUGAAGAAGAACGACUGGAGCUGAAGCAACAAAUCAGACGCUUGGUGAAGGAAAGAGGGAUCCCACAGUCCAGCUUGCUGCCAGAGGAGGACAUCAGCCCCCGCAGGACCGUCCAGCUGCCACUAAACCAAAGCAGCACUCACACAGAUGAAGAGAUCAGACGCAGAAACGAGUACCUUGAAAAACAGCUGAGGAACAAGGAGAGAGAGCUGGAGCUUCACAAGACCCAGUUUCACAUCAAAUUGGAUGAACUGUCCAAAGUGAAACGAGACCUGGAGGACGCGCUGAAAGACGUCCUCCAAGCCAUGAGGAGUAAUCAAGAGACCUCUCCAUCUGAUGCUGCCGUCAACAUCACCAGUCUGGAGAGGUUGGCUAAUGCUAUAGAUGGGAGCAACACGAGCGGGCAGUCUGAGUCCACCCUGAACCUCAAGUCCCAAAUCCAUCAGCUGGUCGGGAGGAACGAAGAACUGAGGCAGGAACUGAAAUCAGCCCGGGAGGAAGCAACCAGCAGCUUCAGUCAGCUCGCCAGAGCCAAAGAAAAGGUGAGUCACCUGGAAGGUGAGCUGGAGCUGUUAAGGAGGUCGGGCAGCAGUGGAGUUGUGCUCCGACCUCUGACCCUCCCUGAAGGCCUGGAGCCCAGCAGUGCUGAGGUCAUCAGCUCUCUGAAUGAGUACGCUGUUCGACUUCUUCAGGAGCUCAGAAACCAGGAGGAGAAAAGCAAGAAGCUGGCAGCAACUCUGGAGGAAUACAAGGAGAAGUUUUCGGUUAUUAGCCACCAACAGGGACUCCUCUAUAAAGAAUACCUCAGUGAGAAGGCAGAGUGGCAGAAGGAGAAGGAGGCUUUCACAGAGAUGAAGAACAAGCUGGAGGAGCAGAAGCAGGUGGACACCGUUAAAAUCCAAGAAUUUAAUGAGCUGCUGGACACCCUUCAGAAGGACCCAGAGGAAAUCCGGAGACAGCUGAGCGAGGUGUUGCGCAAGUCAACGGUGCUGAAGGUGAAUGAGAAGAAACUGACGCGGCGCUACAGCACCCUGCUGGAGCAGGAGCAGCACCUCCGCAAGGAGAACAGCAAGCUGAGGGAGGAGAGCAGCCACAUGCAGGUGUCUGUCACCCAGAGGAUAGGAUACCUGCAGAGAUACAAGGAAAUGGCGGCAUAUAAGAUAGCAGCGCUGCAGAAGGCCCUGGACGACAGCGUCCCCUCGUCAGACCUGGAGAAGGCAAACAAACAGUACACAGAGCUGACGGUCAAAUACAGAGACAUGCUGCAGAGGGACAGCCGCCUCAUACAGAGAACCACCAACCUGGAACAUCUGGAGAGUGAGAACGAGUCGCUCCGGCAGCAAAUCUCAGUCAUGAAUAAAGAACUGGAGAUCACGAAGGAGAAACUGAACACUUUAGAGCAGGCGUGGGACAACGUCAGUGCAACAGGGGGUGAAAAUGGCAUGGAUAAGGCAGACAAGGCGUUGGCCAACCAGGAGAUGGUGUCUGCCGCCAGGCGCAUCACCACUUUGGAGAUGAAGGAGCUGAACGAGAGGCAGAGAGCCGAGCAUGCCCACAAAAUGUAUGAACACAUGAGGAGCUCCCUCAGGCAGGUGGAGGAGCGUAACUCAGAGCUGGAGUCCAAGUUUGCAGAGUUGACCAAGUGGAAUGCAGAAGCCCAGAGGGUGGAACAGGAGCUGAGAGACGAGCUGGCGGACAGCGUCAGCAAGGCUGUGAGUGACGCUGACAGAGCCAGGGUUACAGAGCUGGAGAAGGCCGAGGCUGAGCUUCGCAUUGAGGUUUCUAAGCUUCAUGAGGUGUCUGAUGUGGCCAUGAUGCAGGCGUCUGCUCUUCAGGCCAGACAACAGUCCAGAGAGAAGGAAGUAGAAGCUCUGAGGAGACAAAUACUGGACUAUCAGUCACAGUCAGAUGAGAAGGCCCUCAUUGCGAAGCUCCACCAACACAUCGUGGCUCUGCAGCUCAGUGAGUCAUCCUCACUGGCCAAGCUGGAGGCCGCCACCUCUCACAUCCAACAGCUGGAGGCCUACAAGCUGCGUGCUGAACAGCGGCUGGAUGCCAGUGAGCGUGCUCUGUUCCUCGCCCGCCAGGAGGGCAGAAAUCGCUCUAAACACCUACGGCAGACCAUCCAGUCUCUGCGGAGGCAGUUUGCCGGAGCGCUGCCUCUUCCUCAGCAGGAGAAGUUCUCUGUGAUGAUGGUGAGCCUCCAGGAGGACCGAGCAAAAGCCCAGGAGGAGAAGAGGAAGGUCGAGGAGGAGAGGAGGAGGGCAGAGGGUCGGGCAGAGGAGCUGGAACUGAGACUCCGAGGUCUGGAGGAGCUCAUCUCAACACUGAAGGAUGUGAAAGGAGCCCAGAAGGUAACCGAGUGGCACAAGAGGAUGGAGGACGCUCGUCUGCAGGAGCUGAGGAAAGGCCGAGAGCUGGUGGUCCAGAAGGAGGAGAUCAGGUACCUGAAGAACCUGGUGGAAGAGCAGGAGCGAAAUAUACGCUCGCUGGAAGAGGAUAUCGUGCAGCAAAAUAUGUUUCAAGAAGAACGCCAGCUUGCAUAUGACCAGCGGGAGGUGGAGCUGGAGCGUCAGCUGGACCAGUAUGAGAAGCACCAGAGUGAAAUUCUCAGCAGUGCUGAAAAGUAUGAAGAUGGUACAGGAUCCCUCCCAGACCCAAAUCUGCCUCUCGCUCAUCAGUUAGAGUUUGCUUUGAGUAAAAACAGAGAGCACGUCCGCACCAUCUUAGACACACAGGCUACCUGCAAAAGUCUGGAUGAGAAGCUGAAAGAGAAAGAGGCGGCUCUGUGGAAGGCAGAACAGAACAUCGUGUCCAGAGAUAAAGUGAUCAAUGAGCUGCGUCUUCGCCUCCCGGCUGCUGCCAACAGAGAACGCCUGCUGGCCGACCUCGCCAAGCAUGAAGAGGGACAGACAGACCAUCAGCCUGCCCUCAAGCUGGCUCACCAGACCAUCAAAGACCUCCAGGGUCGGCUGGACAAAAAAGAGGAUGUGCUAAAGAAAUACCAGAACCAGCUGGCUCAGGCCAGACAGGAUCAGGAGGAGAUGAUAAAGAGACACCAGGAGGAGCUCAGGGCGCUGCAUCAGAAGUUGGACUCGCACACGGACACGUCGCUGGACCGCUUCAAACAGACAGCAAUGGAGUUGAUGAAGAAGCCCACCAUCAGGGUGCCGACCACCAAACAUUUGGAGCGUCUGGCUGAGUUGGAGCAGACGGUGGCUGAACAGGAUGUCGCGCUCUCGUCUCUCACAGAGAAGCUGAAGCUGGCCACUGCUGAGCUGGAGCGACAGAGGAUCACCAUGGAAACGCUGGCCAAGAAACAUGCUGACGAGAUGUCAAAGCUGGAGGAGCAUCAUGCCACCCAGGUGAAAGCUCUGACCGGUGAGACCGAGGAUCAGACGAGUCAGGUGUCCCAGAUGGAGAAGGAGAUGAACUACCUCCGGACUGAGCUGGCAGCACAGAAGGAGGCCAACGUCCGCUCCCCCAGCAACACCAUGAAGAACCUGGUGGAGCGACUGAAGGCGCAGCUCGGCCAGAAAGAGAAACAGCUCAAGGCUCUCAGUAAGGCUCUGCUGGAGCUGCGAGCAGAGAUGACGUCAGCCGCAGAGCAGCAGGUCAUCGCCAGCGCUGCACAGAAAGAGGAGAGUCUAAAUGUACAGAUGCUGGUUGACAGACACACCAAAGAGCUAAAGGCACGGUUGCAAGAACUUAAUGAAGAACUUCAAGCUGCUAAGGAGUCUGCCAAAGCAGCCAGAGGCCGCGAGAACAGUCUGAAAGAGGAAGUGGACGGUGUGAACCAGGACCUCCAGAGGAGUCAGAAAACCCAGAGACGCCUGCAGGCUGAGAAGGAGGACAGAGAGCAGGAAGUCCAGGAGCUGAAGCAGCAGAUCAAGAGGCUCAGCAGCGCCCUGCAGAAUCAACCAGAAGCAGAUGGGAAGGGGCCCACCAUCGAGAAUCUGCAGAGGAAGAUCAGGAAGCUCGAGUCGGACCUGGAGAAAAGAGCAGACAUGAAGGAUGUUCCGGAUGGUCAUGAAAAGACCAAAGGUGAAAUUGUGCGCUGGGAGGAGGGGAAGAGAUGGCAGGCCAAGAUGGAGAAGGUGAAGAAUUUAUUGAAGGAGAAGGAACGAGAGAAUGAAUCUCUGUCCAAACAGCUCAGCACUCUCAAAGACCUCUAUGCCAGACUGGAGCAGGAGAAGAGUGCGCUGCAGAAGAAGCUGAAGGGUCGAGGUGUGACGGCUGAUCAGGUGGUCGGAGUUCGAUCUGCUGAAAUGGAGAAAGAGAUUGAAGAGCUGAAGAAGAAGAACUCAGACCUGGAGACACAGAUCCUCACCAUAAAGCAGCACCAGGCUUUACCUCGUGACGACGCCAUGGAGAAUCUGACCGUGAGGAACCGCUACCUGGAGGAGAGAGUGCACGCCUUAGAGAACCAGAUAUCCAAAGAGCCGCCAUCAAGACCCUCUGCCAGAAGUUCAUCCUCCUGGGCCUCCAGAGGGAUUUGCUCUCUGACUUUUGAUGUUAUGGAUGAGUCAUGUGAAGGGAAUGCAGCUCGGUGUCCUGCUGUAUCCUGCAGCCGCUCUGUCAGCACUGAAGCUGUUAGAGACCCCGCUGACCAACAGAGGGCGCCAAAGAAGAGACGAGUAGCAAGACAAACUCAAACCAGCUCUGUGGGAGCAGAAGAUGUUUGUGCUGAACAAGAGCGACUGAGUCCAGAUGUUGCCCAAAACACAGCAGCAGAAGAUGACACCACUCGUGUUAAAGAAGAUGAGACAGAAGCAGAUAUUUUAGAGAGUACACAAGACGUCACAGGUGGUUCUGACGUCGAUAAGGGUGAAGAAAAGGAAGAAACACAGACGACAAGAGGAAGUGAGCCUGAUCCUGAGGAUCCAUCAGAAAGACCAGGAUCAGUUAAGUCCUCCUCUGAGCCAGCUGCAGCAGAAACUGGCUCUGAAACCGUGAAUAAAGAGGGUGGCAGUGAACACAAUGAUCCAGAUACAGAGGAUGAUGAUGUGGGAAUCUGUGAAGAAAAGCCAGAGGAGGCCGGGGAAGAGGCUGAGCUGAAGGAUGAGGAGGCUGAGACUACACAUUAUGAGGAUAAUCCAGAACCAUCUUGCUCAGCAGAUCCAGAUGUGGCCUCCAGCUCCACACUCAGCAAACAUCCAGAGAGGUUUAUGAGUAACAGGAGGGAUGAUCGUGUACGAAACCGACAGAGCAGAUCUCUUAGAUAUCUGAAGACAUCAGGACGAGGCACCGGCACGCCCUCGCAGAGAGAUCAGGACCUUCAGAAAGAAAACCUCAAACUGGCCUCUGAGAACCUGGAGCUGCGAUUUCAGCUGGAGCAGAUCAACAAAGACGUACCAAGACUCAAGAAUCAAGUUGCAGACCUGAAGGAGAUGUGCAGCGCGCUGAAAAAAGAAAAGGCCGAGGUCGAGAAAAAGCUGGCUCAUAUACGUGGAGCUGGUCACAGCGGUAAAACCGUACCUGAGCUGGAGAAGACCAUCGGGCUGAUGAAGAAGGUGGUGGAGAGGGUGCAGAGGGAAAAUGAGACACUAAAGAAAUCCAGCGCACUUGCAAACCAAGAGAAGGUCGCUGCCUUGGAGCAAGAGAAUGAAAAACUAAAGGCCGACUACGUGAAGCUGAAGAGUCAGAGUGAGGCUGAGCUAAGCGCCAAACUGGAAUCAAAAACCAAAGGACUGGAGAAAAUAGUGAUGGAGAAUGAACGUCUGCGCAAGGAGAACAAAAGGGAAGUGGAGGCUGCAGAGAGGCUGAGAGUGGCCAAGGCGAGUCUGGAAGUGACCAACGAGAGGCUUGAGGCAGAGCUGGAAGAAACGAAACAAAGACUGCGGGCAGCUCUGUCCAAACCCAUCACAGAGGGAGCGGACAGUAAGACCUGGAAGGCUUCUGUGGUCACAAGAAUGUUUGAGAACAAGAUGAAGGAGCUGGAGAAGGAGCUGUCCCAUAAGACAUCCAGUCUGUCUGAACUCAAACAGCAGCUGAAGGAGGUGAAGGAGCGCGAGGAGAGAGCUCAGAUAAGCGUCCGGCAACUUGAAGAUCAGGUUGACUUGUUAAAAAACUUUCCUACUGCGGCAAAGACGUCAGGAGGACUCAGCAGAGAGUUCCAGGCAAUGAGGUUGGCCAACACUGAGCUGGAGAAGGAGAACACAGACCUGAAACAAAAGCUGAACGAGUACAGUGAAAGAUUCGGUGAAACAUCUUCUAAACCAGACUAUGGGAAGCUCAAACACCUCCUGCAGGCGGCUCAAACAGAGAAAACCAAACUUCAAACCGAAGUGAAAAAGCUGAAGAAAGAACUGGAGAACUUUGACCCGUCGUUCUUUGAGGAGAUUGAGGACUUAAAAUAUAACUACAACUUAGAGGUGAAGAAGAACAUCCUGCUGGAGGAGCAGCUGAAGAAGGUGUGUGAUCAGUUUGGUGUCAAAGCUGACCUGCCCAGUGUGUCCGUCAGUUAACUCAGGGUUACUGUGCCUUUAAAUGACAUCACGACUGUUCAACCUACACUUGAAUGUACUUUCAUCAACUGAUGACCAAAAAGUGGACAUUGUCAUAAACUCUUCGGGGCUGACUGUCAGGAACCACAGUUUGAAAUCUUACGUUCCAAAAGCAAAUUCCUUUUAAACUGUAGGAAACUCGUCUCCUUUCCAGUUUCUUGAAUGUAGCUCGUUAAGUUUCUCCCGUAAGGCAGCUAUUAAUUGUGUUAAUACUGAGCUCUUAGUUUGAUGAUGUAACUAUAUGUGUAGCAUAUAUAUUUAUAUUUGUACAAUUCUGACAUGUUGUUGUGUGAAUUUGUCAAU